Molecule: messenger RNA, 3601 nt
Organism: Topomyia yanbarensis
Lineage: Eukaryota; Metazoa; Arthropoda; Insecta; Diptera; Culicidae
Gene: botv
Product: exostosin-3
Exons: 3
Coding region: 271-3114 (947 amino acids)
Cellular component (GO): membrane
Molecular function (GO): glycosyltransferase activity
Source: RefSeq, a predicted model, not a curated record
UGCUGAAAAUAAGAUAAAAAUCGUACUAGGACUACAUAAUUAAAUUUUGUUAGAAUUAAAUCAAAGUGAAUCUACUUUAUAUGUUAUUGUUUUCAAAGUGCGAUUGCUUGUUUGGAUGUAGUCUACUAGUCCAGUGUUGUGGUACACAUUAAAAGUGUAUUAACAAUCAUCGUAUAAAAUAUUUUGUAGAACACGAAGUUUUCUCAACAUUUCCUAGAGGUACGCUCGGACAUCCUGAUAAUGAGCUUGAUAGCUCAUUAACUCAAGGCUAUGUCCGGAUACGAAUCACUGACCGGGAUCAGUUCUACCUCCAGUCGUUUCUGUAACUGGUUCAAACGUAUGAAGCUUUACCGAAUAGGAAUCAUCGUUGCUGCCUGCUUACUAUUGGUUCCUUUUGUGUUCUACAGCUUGUUAUUGAAUGAUGAAUCUAACGCACCGAGUAAUGAUAUUCAUCGAACGCGAUCGCAGUUGGAAGCGUUCGAGGAUAUUAGUCCGCUUAAAGCAGCUGAUUUGAAGCUACGCAUAGACGAGAUGCUUAGGAUAAAGGGAACUGUUUCUUUGGAGUUGCGUGAUUUGGAAGCAAGACGACAGAAGUUGCAGUCGGAUAUCGGACUGUACAACCAGAAAAUAGAUGAGCUCAAGCAGGAAUUGGGCAGACAACAGACUGAGUUAGAACGAUUGAAAAUAUCCGUGGAGCAGGCACAAGUUGCUCAGCAAGAAGCAGUUCUUCGCAAUACACCCGAGCUUGCGUUACCAAAACCACUGUUUUCGGCAUCAGUACCCGAUUUGAAACAAGCUAUUCCAGUCUCGCAAGUACGUUGGUGUAAAAUGAGUACCUGUUUUGAUCAUUCCCGGUGUAGUUUAACAUCUGGAUUUCCCGUGUAUUUGUACGAUCCGGAUGUCAUUUCGGUUGUAAGUAAAGGGUUCGACAUCGAUGGAUUUCUGAAGACGACAAUCAAGCAAACACUUGGUUAUAAUGCUCACCUAACCAGUGAUCCUAAAAAAGCAUGCGUUUUCUUUGUACUUGUGGGAGAAGCGCUAUCAGACCAGGAAACUAUACGUAAUAGUCGAUAUGGAGUCACCAAUUUGGAGAAUUCAAAACGUGUUGCUAGUUCUAGUUUGAAUAUCACGAAGAUAAAACAACUGCCAUAUUGGGGAGGAGACGGUCGGAAUCAUGUGUUGCUAAAUUUUGCUCGACGGGAUUUGAGCCUAGGGGUUGGGAACGUGUUUCGAAAUGUGGAUACUGGCCGAGCGAUGGUGGCGCAGUCGAGCUUCGAAGAGCAACAAUUUCGCCGCGGAUUUGAUAUGAUUGUACCUCCAAUUUUGGGUCCUCCGGGUGGGGACGUCUGGCAGGACUGCAGUCCAAUGUUACCGGCUAGGAGAAAAUAUUUGCUAAGUUUUCAAGGAGAGAUAAACGUACAUCAGAACCAGUCGGUUUCAAAUAAUAUCGACGAGGAAGCAGAAACUGUCGACGAUUUCAUAAUUGAGCACAUGAAAGAAAUGUCAUCUGGGCAUACGCAAGAUCGUUUCUUAUUACAAUUUGAAUGUAUUCCAGCUACAGAACUACGAAGUUCAUCCCAUGUUCGAGACUGGUCACUUUGCGGAACGGACAAUUCGCGAAAAAGUGUAUUGAAAGAUUCCACGUUCACACUUCUGCUAUCCCCCGGUGGGUUUAGCGUUAGUUCCACACUAUUUCAGGCACGUUUAUACGAAGCCUUGCGAGCUGGAGCCAUCCCUGUGAUCCUAGGAGGCGAUCAGGUGGAACUUCCAUAUGGAGAAACGAUCGAGUGGCGGCGAGCUGCGGUAUUACUGCCUAAAGCCAGGAUUACUGAGUUGCACUUUUUGCUACGGGCUAUUCCGGAUGCGGAUCUUUUGAGCAUGCGUCGCCAAGGUCGUCUUUUUUGGGAAAGAUAUCUCAGUUCGGUUCAAGCUACUGUUGACACCAUAAUUGCAAGUCUGAGAGAUCGUCUCGGCAUUCCACCAAAACCAGUUCUGCCGGUUGUAGCACACAGCGUAUUCAAUGCGAGUUUUAUUCCGCUGAAAUCUGAUCCGGUGUUGGACACGGAACCAGAAGAAUCCUUAGGACCGAUUGAGCCGCCCUACCCAAGUCCAGCAUAUCGAAGAAAUUAUACUGCUCUUUUAAUACAGUCUCGUGAAGCCUGGAAUGAUUGGGCAGAUCCCUUCGCUCUUUAUCCACAGCUUCCGUUUGAUCCAGUGCUACCAUCCGAUGCAAAGUUUAUUGGUUCGCACAUGGGUUUCCGUCCCAUCGGUAAAGGGGCUGGUGGCGCUGGCAAGGAGUUUGGUGAAUCUCUCGGCGGUAACUAUCCUCGGGAACAAUUCACAAUCGUAAUCCUAACAUAUGAACGUGAACAAGUGCUAAUGGAUUCACUCAGUAGACUAUACGGACUACCCUACCUGCAUAAGGUUAUUGUCGUAUGGAAUUCACCAAAGCCACCCUUGGAAGAUUUACGUUGGCCUGAUAUAGGAGUUCCUGUGCAUGUCGUGCGUGCUCCUCGUAAUUCACUGAACAAUCGUUUUUUGCCGUUUGAUGCAAUUGAAACCGAAGCAGUUUUAUCAGUCGAUGAUGAUGCUCAUUUGCGGCACGAUGAGAUACUUUUUGGCUUCCGUGUAUGGCGUGAGCAUAGGGAUCGCGUUGUAGGCUUUCCCGGACGUUUCCAUGCUUGGGAUACUAAUACCCUGGACGCGUGGAAUUACAAUUCCAACUACAGCUGCGAGUUGAGCAUGGUACUGACCGGGGCCGCAUUCAUACAUAAAUACUACACCUACUUGUACACAUACGUACUACCACAAGCCAUUCGGGACAAAGUCGAUGAAUAUAUGAACUGCGAGGACAUUGCUAUGAAUUUUCUCGUAUCACACGUCACUCGGAAACCACCAGUUAAGGUUACUUCUCGCUGGACGUUCCGCUGUCCAGGUUGCCCUGUGUCUCUAAGUGAAGACGAUACACACUUCCAGGAGCGACAUAAGUGUAUUAAUUUCUUUACUAAGGUGUUUGGCUAUACACCCUUGCUGAAUACUCAGUACCGAGCCGAUUCCAUACUUUUUAAAACGAGGAUACCCCACGAUAAGCAGAAGUGUUUUAAAUUCAUAUAGACCAUCGCAGUCGUGGUCGCCAUUUUAGGGUUUACUAUGCACCAUCACAACGCGUCUCAUCCAGUUUACUGGGAGUAUACAUUUCCGUAAUUAGAGUCUUGUCCAGUUGAUCUCUAUUGCCAGCACCACGCAACAAGUUCGCUAUAACAGUCGUAGUGCACAGACGGAAAUCUAUUAGACCAAACAAAACAUAAUUUUAAAGUUAGAACACUAGUUGCAACCAAUUGUACUCAUAUAGGUAUCCUAUCACUGUAUUAGAUGUGUAUAUUGAAUUUAUUUUACGGCAGCUUUUAUCGGCGACUUUACAAGAAUUAUUUUAAGAUUUUAAUUCGCAAUAUAAUGUAGAAUUAUACUUACCCCGUGGUAGUGUAAAACUGUGCAAGGUAUACUUUUAUGUUUUUAGUUGCUAACAUAUGAGUUGUUUCAGUUUUUUUUCCAACAGUGCCAGAUUAUUUUUAAUAGCAUAUUAAAUCAUAAUAAUUCUACA